This is a messenger RNA of Drosophila kikkawai, 908 nucleotides long. NCBI's taxonomy places the organism in Eukaryota, Metazoa, Arthropoda, Insecta, Diptera, Drosophilidae. The record is from RefSeq and is a predicted model, not a curated record.
UCUUAAGUGUAAAUUGCUCGUCCGCAUCUGCUCGAGAGAAUUUCGUGAAUUCCCCCAAAAAAAACCCAAAAACAAAUAAAAUGAAAUUCUUCAUGCUGUUGGCCCUGGCCCUCGUGGGUGUUGCUUGUGGUGCCCAGCUUCCCGACUCCGCCACCCAGGGACCCAAUCCUCAGGAUAUUGCUACUCCCGAGCCCGAGUACAUUGACAUUGAGGAUCCUGCCCCAGUGGCCUCCGCUCCUGCCCCCCGUCCCGUGGCUGCCCCUGCUCCGCGUCCGGUGAUCGCUGCUCCUGCUCCCAUUGCCCGUCCCGUGGCUCGUCCUGUGGUCCAGUCCUUUGUCCAGCAGCCCGUGCAGCAGCAGCAGAUUCUGCAGCGCCAGUACCUGGCGCCAGUGGCCCAGCAGAUCCAGGUGGCUCCCGUCCAGCAGCUGGCGGGACACACGUACAGCAGCCGGGCCGGCUACCAGUACCGUCGUCCAGUCUAUGUAAGACGCUUCUACCGUCUGCGCCGCUACUAAGACGGACGGCUAGCCCUUAACUAUAUUUAAUACAAGCUCGACAAUCCUAGUAAUCCCUCCUAUAUUUUGUCGUUUCUCUUCCUUCUCCCACUCCGAACUCCGAACUAUCCGCACCAAAACUCCAAUCCAAUCCCAACCGAAUCAAGCAUUAACCAAUACCUAAACCACGCACCCAUUACCAAGCACUGAAAACCCACUAUCUCCAACUAUCAAAACUAUCCAACUAUCGUUACCUAAUACAAACCUAAUCCUAGAACGAACCCAUCAAAGAAACGACGAACAAGAACAAGAACACGAACAAGAACAAGCCAAGAUCAAAAGCAUAAAGAGCGAAGUACAAAGAGACAAAUGAUGUUCUAAGACAAAGAUCGAAAAACGAAGUAUUCAGUUAUU